Pestalotiopsis fici W106-1 is the source of this 594-nucleotide messenger RNA. RefSeq lists its product as uncharacterized. The record is from RefSeq and is a predicted model, not a curated record. The transcript is spliced from 2 exons. Lineage: Eukaryota; Fungi; Ascomycota; Sordariomycetes; Amphisphaeriales; Sporocadaceae. Gene Ontology annotation, cellular component: TRC complex. The coding region runs from base 1 to 594 and encodes 197 amino acids. Gene Ontology annotation, biological process: post-translational protein targeting to endoplasmic reticulum membrane.
AUGUCGUCGUCACAAGUUCUGCGCCGCCGUGAUCAAAAGCCCGGCAUCGGUCUGCAAGCCGUGCUCGCCGUGCAGGCCAACUCGGCCAAGCCAGAGCCGAUCCCCAGCCCGCCGGAGACGGCCGAAGAGGUCAAGGAACAAUGCGACUCCUUUACUCUCGAGUCUUUCACCACCGAGGAUGCCUGGGAACUGGGCCAUCUCCUCUACGCCCGCCUCUUGCCCUUUGCCGCGCAAAAGCCCACUCUCAUCUCCAUUGCCCUGGCCAACAGCGGCCAAGUCCUGUUCCAGACGGCCGUGGGCUCGGGCACGGCGCCCGACAAUGAGAUCUGGGUCGCGCGCAAGCGCAACAGCGUGCUCCGGUGGGGCUCCAGCACCUGGCUACUGCACUGCAAGUAUGAUGGCGACGAGGCGGCGUUCCGCGCCAAGUUUGGCAUGAGCGAGGAGCAGGCCGGCAAGUACGCCAUUCACGGUGGUGCCGUGCCCAUCAGGGUCAAGGGCGUCGAGGGUAUUGUCGCCGUCGUGGUGGUUUCGGGACUGAAGCAGCACGAGGAUCACGGUGUCAUUGUGGAUGUUAUCAGAAGCAACUGGGAAUAG